Messenger RNA from Helianthus annuus (common sunflower), 1823 nucleotides. Its product is annotated as protein NUCLEAR FUSION DEFECTIVE 4. The record is from RefSeq and is a predicted model, not a curated record. Bases 77 to 1627 code for a protein of 516 amino acids. Gene Ontology annotation, molecular function: transmembrane transporter activity. Gene Ontology annotation, biological process: transmembrane transport. Lineage: Eukaryota; Viridiplantae; Streptophyta; Magnoliopsida; Asterales; Asteraceae. The transcript is spliced from 2 exons. Gene Ontology annotation, cellular component: membrane.
GGCUAUCGGUAGAGGCACGUAUUAAUGGAACUUGCCUAUAAAUCUAAAACAACAAGUUCCGUAUUCAAACUUAAUAAUGGAAAACAACAAGUGGAUAGCUACGGUGGCGUGCAUAUGGAUCCAGUGCAGCUGCGGGGCUUCCUACACCUUCGGAAUCUACUCAUCCGUCCUCAAAUCUAGCCAAGGUUACGAUCAAUCCACUCUAGACACCGUAUCCGUCUUCAAAGACAUCGGGGCCAAUAUCGGAGUAUUAUCCGGCUUACUCUAUGAUGCGGUCAUGACCCAUAACCACCGCGGUCCAUCUCCUCGCCUUGGUUCGGGUCUUUCGUUGGUGUACUUGGUCGGAGCGGUUCAGUGCUUUGCAGGGUACUUUCUUAUGUGGUUAUCUAUCAUAGGAGUUAUUGAGAGACCUCAUGUUUUGGUCAUGUGCCUGUUUAUGUUCAUGGCCGCACACGCGCAGACGUUUUUUAACACGGCUAAUGUUGUUGUUGCUGUCCGUAAUUUUCCGGAUUACGGUGGAACUAGUGUUGGCAUUAUGAAGGGUUUUUUGGGGCUAAGCGGAGCAAUACUAAUACAAAUUUACCAAACACUAUUUGAUGGCAAACCAACAACCUUUGUACUAAUGCUUGCUAUAUUUCCAACACUUGUGUCUCUCGCACUAAUGUCUUUGGUGCACGCAAACCCUUCAAACACGACAAAUGACAAGCAUCAUUUGAACCACUUCUCACUAAUCGCGCUCAUUAUCGCCGCAUAUCUAAUGAUCAUACUCAUCUUUGAAAACAUUUUCACAUUCCCAUCAUGGGCUCACAUCUUCACAACAACUGUUCUUGUGCUUUUGGUAUUAUCGCCUCUUCAAAUCGCCCUCACAGCUCAAAAAAGCGAACAACCACCACCACCAUCCCCUAUCAUGGCCCCGUUGAUCACAACUCCAGAGACUCGGGAGGUCGCACUCGCACCUGUAGAGGUUGAAAUGAACUUGAUACAAGCAAUGUACACCAUCAACUUCUGGCUAUUGUUUCUAGCCAUGGUUUGUGCAUUGGGAUCAGGGCUGGCGACAAUCAACAACAUAACUCAAUUAGGGGAGUCUCUUGACUACUCGACGGUUGAAAUGAACGCAAUGAUUUCUUUAUGGAGUAUAUGGAACUUUCUUGGCCGGUUUGGUGGCGGAUAUGUGUCUGAUUUAGCUCUACAUAGAUACGGGUGGGGAAGGCCGUUGUUUAUCUCGUUUACACAGUUAGGAAUGAUCAUCGGCUACUUAAUCAUUGGUUUAAGUGGGAAUUUGUACGUUGGGUCAGUAAUUGUGGGCGUUUGCUACGGAUCACAAUGGUCUUUAAUGCCUACAAUCACUUCAGAAAUAUUUGGGGUGAAACAUAUGGGGACUAUUUUCAACACCAUUGCUACUGCUAAUCCUAUUGGUUCGUACAUACUUUCUGUGCAAGUAAUCGGUAACAUUUAUGACAAGCAAGCAGGAGGAAAAGGAGGGUCAUGCCACGGGAUCCAUUGCUUUAUGCUUUCAUUUGUCAUAUUUGGUGGGGUUUGUGUUUUGGGGGUGGUUGUGUCAUUCGUGUUGUUUCUUCGAACAAGAGGUUUUUAUGCUCAAAGACGAAUAAAGCAAAUGAAGGGGUAGGGAGAAACCAUUUUUUGAGAUCUCAAACAGUGUCAUAUGUGUCACCUAAGCAUGAUUCAUAUUUAUUUUUAUUUAAUUAUAAUGAACAUUCAUAUUUAUUCUUGUUUAAUUAUAUGAACGAACAUAUAUAAUCGUUAUUGUUUGUUGAUUUCAUGUUUGUUAGCAUGUUGUAUUCUAUUAAUUUAUUGUUUAUUGA